GCCACUGGGGACUGGCCAGUCACAGCCCUGCUGCUGGGACUGGGGAGCGCUGCUCUGCGGCAGACCCCUGGGUCGGGGGGAGGAAGCCCGAAGCUGGCGGGGCGGGACAGGCUGCCCGAGCCAGGCCGGGCUCCCCGCGCCCCAGAGCCAAACCUUCACCCCCGCCGCCCGACCACAGCCCAGCCCGCCGCCAACAGCGCCUGAGUUCAAACAGAAGCGGAAGCGGAAGUAGCUAUAGGCCGGAAGCGGAAGUCGACGGGAGCGGAAGUUGGGAAGCUCUCCCUCCUCUCCCUCCACUGGAAGGCCCAGAGGCGCGCUCGGUCCCGCCUCCCGGAAGGGGAAGCCGGCUCUGGCCCGGCUCCGCCUCCCUCUGGCGGCCAUCUUGGACAGUCGCGGCGGUGGAGGGGGGCAGCGGACGGACCCGCAUCCCGGCGCUUGCUGUGUCCCGCCCGAAGUUCCUUCUCCCCCCUCCCCGGCGUCUGCGGCCGGACGGAGCUUCCCCGAGGGACCGAGCGGCCGAGGCUCCCGUCUGAGCAGCGAGAGAUGAGCAACAACAGUAAUAAGAGAGCACCAACAACAGCAACGCAGAGACUUAAGCAGGACUACCUUCGAAUUAAAAAAGAUCCAGUGCCUUAUAUCUGUGCUGAACCCCUCCCAUCUAAUAUCCUUGAAUGGCACUAUGUUGUACGAGGACCUGAAAUGACUCCAUAUGAAGGUGGCUAUUAUCAUGGGAAACUAAUUUUCCCCAGAGAAUUUCCUUUUAAACCUCCUAGUAUUUAUAUGAUAACUCCUAAUGGAAGAUUUAAAUGCAAUACAAGGUUGUGUCUUUCAAUCACUGAUUUCCACCCUGAUACAUGGAAUCCAGCUUGGUCAGUCUCAACAAUCUUGACAGGCCUCCUUAGUUUUAUGGUGGAAAAGGGCCCCACAUUGGGCAGCAUAGAAACCUCAGAAUUCACAAAAAGACAGCUUGCUGCACAAAGCUUAGCAUUUAAUUUAAAAGAUAAAGUCUUCUGUGAGCUGUUCCCUGAAGUGGUGGAGGAGAUCAAACAAAAACAGAAAGCACAAGAAGAGCUCAAUAACAGACCUCCACCCCUCCCGUUACCAGAUGUUGUCCCAGAUGGGGAAGCACACCAUGGUCAAAAUGGGAUACAGCUCCUUAAUGGGCACGUACCACUGGCAGCUGCCAAUCAUCCAGGUCUUCAGCAGGCCAAUCGUAACCAUGGACUCUUAGGAGGAGCAUUGGCGAACUUGUUUGUUAUAGUUGGUUUUGCAGCCUUUGCCUACACAGUCAAGUAUGUACUGAGAAGCAUAGCGCAAGAAUGAGGAACGUAACAGAAGUCCAAGACCAAAUUAGUGGUAGUUGCAGAAUGAGUGGGACUCUGGGCAUCAGACUUUGACACUGGGAUAAAUAUUUGUGCUACCAUGACGCAGGUAAUAUAUUGGUUGGCUCAUGGGUUUAGUUUGGAAAAUGAAGCAGGUGUGAUUUGUUAGGGAAGAAAAAGGUGUUCUGCUCACAGUUCCUUUGUCCUCACUACAGUUUUAAGUGAUUCACUAGCAAGUCAAAGCAUUAUUGAUGUGAAACUGGCAUUUUGAAUGCUUUGAUUUUUAUAGCACUUACCCCUUGUUUUCUGAAAUUAAAAAUCUUUUAAGUAAAUGAGGCUUUUUACCAGAUUGAACAAUUUUUAAAGUAUGACACUUGAAGAUGCAUAUCAUAUGUUCAGCAUAUAUUUUCAGCUGAGAAUUUCAUUUGCGAAGAGUCAAUUGUACAAGUUUGGAAUGAGUAAAAUGCAAGUUUCCUCACUGACUUUACUUCUGAAAGACCUGGUUAAUGUGAAUGUUGGUGUUACAGAAAGCGGCUAGUUCACUUUGUAAUAGAGAAUGAAUGUCAUUGCAUAUGUAGUCAAUAACAAUGAUUAGAUGAGUUGGAAAGUAACACAAUGUGUGUUGGUUAAAUAUGUUUUGUCUAAAUUGUUACAGUAACAUUUAAGAAGGUUUAGUUUGGCUACAAGAACUGCAGUUGCCAGCCUUCGAAAACCAUUUACACGCAAAAAGCAUUUAAAAUGGGUUUAGUGGCGGUGCUCAUAAGCAAAUUUUUUUAAAACUUUUUGGUUUUGUUUAUUUAAUUACAAUUUUCCAUUUUGGAAAUUAGUGUGAUUUCAAAGUGAAACAACUUGUGCUCAGAAAGAAAACAUGUUUGCCACUGUUCUGUUUAAAAUAUCUGCAAGGAACAAUGAAGAAUUGUAGUCUAUAUUUCAGAUGAAAUAUCCUUGGAUUCUGGGUUUUUCGGUGAGUAAAAUGGCAUUGCCCCUUCAGGGCCUAAUGAGGAAAGAAAAAGGAGACUGAAUACUGGGCCAUCUUUUCAGAAGACUAGUGGAUUCCUCUGAAGUGCUCUAAUUACAGUAAACUUAAGCCAUUUAUUUGCAAUCAGUUCCAUUUAAAUUACUUGACCCUGUUUUCAAACUCCAUUACAAAAAGAGCUUAUUCUAAGACUUCUUAUUUUGCUUGACUUAUGGAAGCCCUCUGCUUCUAUUAAAUUAAAUUCUUAGGCAUGGUUCCAUGCAUAUGACCACUGAAUGAGGAUUGCAUUCCAGUGGGCAGUGCCAAGAUUAUGAUAGCAUGGAUAUGCACUAAAACUAUUAGUGUAGUUUGC
Molecule: messenger RNA, 2650 nt
Organism: Mauremys reevesii (Reeves's turtle)
Lineage: Eukaryota; Metazoa; Chordata; Testudines; Geoemydidae
Gene: UBE2J2
Product: ubiquitin conjugating enzyme E2 J2
Exons: 7
Coding region: 544-1323 (259 amino acids)
Source: RefSeq, a predicted model, not a curated record